Molecule: messenger RNA, 2541 nt
Organism: Eimeria acervulina
Lineage: Eukaryota; Apicomplexa; Conoidasida; Eucoccidiorida; Eimeriidae
Exons: 6
Coding region: 1-2541 (846 amino acids)
Biological process (GO): regulation of peptide transport
Source: RefSeq, a predicted model, not a curated record
AUGGAUGGCGCGAGUGUCUUAGGGAUUUUCAAUAGGGUGUAUAGGCAGCUGGGGAUCGGCUGUUCAGGGUCGUGCGUGUGGGGUUUGCUGCUGCUGCUGCUGACGGUUUGCUUGUGGAGUGUCACAGCCUUGCUGCUGCAGCUGCUCUUCCUAGAUUCAUUUCCUAGGCCUCUCUUCUCUACUCUUGUUCAGAGCUCCUGCCCCGCUGUCUUCUUGCUGCUGCCUGCUGCUGCUGCUCUCCGCAGCAGCAGCGCUUGGAGUGUAUGCGGAGAUAAGCAGGGCCUCAGGGCCCCCAUUUGGCUUGUCGCCUUCGCUGGCUUCCUAGCAAAGGAUGCGGAGGUGCUCACAGUGGACAGCUGCCUGCGGCUGCUGCAGCAGCAGCGGCAGCGGCAGCAGCAGCAGAAGCAGCAGCAGCAGCAGCAGGCAGGGGGUUUGUUAGCACCUGCGCUGCGGGUAAGACGAAGGCUGCGGCGUCUGCUGCGGCUGCUGCUGCGGCUGUUGCUGCAGCUAUUUGGGGGUCGUGCUGCGCGGGGUAGGGUUGCCCCGUCCUCGUCCUCCGCAGCUGCUGCAACAGGUGCUUCUGCUGCUGCUGCUGCUGCUGGCGCAGCAGCAGCAGCAGCAGCAGCAGCAGCAUCUCCCCCACCAGCGCUAAGCCCUACUGCGGUUGCGCUCCGACAGCGGCAGCAAGCAGCAGCAGAGACAGCAGAAGGUGAAGAAAAUGCACGCAGUGUCUCCUCAAGACAUCUCUGCAUUAGCCCCACAGGCAGCCUGACAGGUGCCAGCUGUCCGUACACCGCAGGAACAGCAGCAGCAACAGCAGCAACAGCAGCAACAGCAGCAGGUACACCUGCUGCCGCUGCUGCUGCUGUGCGCCCUCCGUCCCCACCUGCAACCAGCCGUCGGCUGCAUGCAGCAGAUGCACUCAACAGCAGCGGCAACAGCAGCAGCAGCAACAAGUGCAGCAGCAGCCUUGUCGGCGUCGACGCCAGUCACUUGCCUGCAGCAGCAGCAGCAGCAGCAGAGGAGGCGUGGGGUGCUGAGGCUGAGGAGACAGAGAGUCUAGCAGCAAAAGAAUUAAAGAUAAGAAUCAGCAGCUUAAAGAGCACGCUGCCUCUCACUGCUCUCUGGCUGGUAGCGCAGCUUGCAUACGACGCGAGUCUGACAGCAUUAACAUUAACAUCAAAUGCUCUAAUUCAAAGCUCGUCUGUCUUUCUUUCAUACUUUUUAGCUGUUGUCUUACUUAAACAAAUCCCUCAGAAGGCUGUUUGUCUUUGGCUGGUGGUGUUGGCUGGUGGGGUUGCUCUUAUCUCCUCUCAUGUACCUACACCCCACGAAGCAGCAGCAGCAGCAGCAGCAGCAGCAGCAACAGCAACAGCAAUACCAACACCAGCAGCACUAGCAGCAGCACCACCACCUACACCGCUUGAUGCAGCACCUCCUGCUCUCCUGCUUCCUGCUGCUACAGAGAGGCUACAACCUCUUGCUCCAGCAGAUGCUGCGAUGGCGGCACCUGUUCCUGCUGCUGCUGCUGCUGCUGCUGCUGCGGCAAGUGCAGCAGCAGCAGCCACGCCAGCAGAGCCCUCACCUGCUGCUCCAGAACAACUGCAGCAACAGAUAACCCCAGAACUCCCUCUCCUCUCCGAAGGCCCGGCAGCAGCAGCAGCAACAGAAGCAGCAGCAACAACAACAACAAAAGCAGCAGCAGCAGCAGCAGCAACAGAAGCAGCAGCAGCAGCAGCUUCAAACCAGCAAACACACGCUCACCAGCUUGAAGGACAGCCAGCUGCAAACGCCUUAAAGGGGCCCCCAUGGGAGGGAGGGGCCCCCGAAAUGGAUGCUGCUGCUGCUGCUGCAGACAUGGCUCAGUGGAAACCUACUGCUGCUGCUGUUGCUGCUGCAGCAGGAGACGCUGGACGUGGAGCAGUAGCGGCAGCGCCGAUAGCAGCAGGAGACGCAGCAGCAGCAGCAGCAGCAGCAGCAGCAAGAGGAGGAGCAGCAGAAGGCGAGGCAUCCGACAGCUUACUGGGGUACCUCCUGGCGCUGCUGGCUGCUGCUGCUUACGCGCUGCACACCACCGCUUUGAAGGCACAGGAGACAGUUGGGGGGAGCCUAGAUGUUGAUCUUAUCUACGGGUUGAUGGGGCUGUGGGUGCUGCUGCUGCUGCCGCUGCUGACGCUGCUGCUGCACGUGCUGCAGGUGGAGGCGUUCAUGUGGCCUGAUGCUGUCUCUUGGUUGGUUUUGCUGCUCUGCGGUCUCGUAGGCACUGCCUUCGCAGACCUAUGCUGGGGUCGGGCUGUCUUUCUGCUGAACCCAGUGGUGGCGACUGCUGCCUCUAAUAUUCAAAUUCCUAUUUCUAUGCUUCUUGACGCAUUCAUCUUCGGACGCAGCAGGAGCAACGCCAGCAGCAGCAACUACAAGAGUAGCAACAGCAGCAGCAGGAAUAGCAGCAGUAGCAGGACUAGUGCAGUAGCGGCAACAGGAGUAGCAGCAGCAGCAGCAGCAGCAGCACGGGUUAGAGUGCUGCAGCAGCACGGGCCCUAA